CUCUUGUUUAGUCUUUUAAUUAGUAAUUAUGGUAGGAAAUUAAUAUAUUUAUUUUGUAUUUCGUCUGCAUAGAAUGACUUCCGUCAUGUCCCUGGAAAAUGCAACAUUUGUUCGUCCGUCCACAUUUUACAUCAAUGGAUUUUACAACAUGCCACAUGCAAAGUAUUAUUAUAUAUUCAUGUGCUUUGUGUAUGCUGUGACCAUUUUAGGUAAUUCUUUAAUAAUGGGCACUAUUUACCUGGCUCGUGCUCUUCACACAGCAAAGUAUAUAGCUGUGUUCAACCUGGCCCUGUCUGAUUUGUGUGGAAGCACUGCUCUUAUUCCUAUGUAUGCAGACAUGUUGUUGGUUGAAAACCAGUAUAUAUCUUAUGGAGACUGUCUGGCAAGUAUGUUUUUUAUUUUUACUUUUAUGACUAUGCAGUCUUUUACUCUGCUUGCUUUGGCCUUUGAUAGAGUCAUUGCUAUAUGUUUUCCUCUGAGGUAUCAUGCUAUUGUCACCAAAACUACAAUGAUAAAGAUGCUUGGUGUUAUGUGGCUUUUCACUUUGUCUUUUAUUUCUGUUGUUGUAGUCCUGAUUACCAGACUGUCUUUCUGUAGAUCUACCACAGUAGACAGCUAUUUCUGUGAUCAUGGACCCAUCUUUAGACUCGCCUGUAAUGACAAUUCCCCUAAUCGUAUAAUGGCCUAUGUCUAUACUUCUGUUAUGCUUGGUAUUCCAUUGUUAUUAAUAGCAUGCUCAUAUGGUUGUAUUGGUUUUGCAUUGUAUAAGAUCUCAAAUGGUGGUGAGCGAAUGAAAGCUAUGAAAACAUGCACUUCCCACCUUAUUUUAGUGACUAUGUUUUAUCUACCAAUCACCAGCACUUACAUCACUGCUCUUACAACAUACAUUCAUCCAAAUGCCAGAAUAAUCAACUCUGUCUUAACACAAACAAUUCCACCUAUGUUAAACCCCAUCAUUUAUACUCUUAAGACAGAGGAGGUACUGCAGUCUAUUAAAGUACUGUACAAGCAAAUCAAAAUGAAUUUGGCCAUUAAAAAGCGUUGUGAAGUGCAAUAACACAAUUACCAUUAGAGGUCAGCAUAAAGCAGUAAAUCUUCCACUAAAAUUUUUAUGUAAUGUUAUUUUAUUGGAUAACUAUAAGUUUUUUUGAUUGGCUUAAAACUUUUACUGUUAACUCUUUUUUUUUACAUGAUAAACAGUUUAAAAUUAUAAAUAAAUAAUAAUAUUAAUAUAUAAAUUAUAAAGGUUGGACUGUUUGUAAGAAUCCUUUGUAUGUAAAUGCCAUGCAGUCAUUUUAACUUAGCAAUUCAAUAUGCAAUUUAUGUGUUUAAGAAAAGAAUACCAAAUCUAAAACAAAUAACACCAAGUAUAUUAAAUCAUGUAUUGUCAUGUGGAUAUCUGUAUACUGUGAGAAAAAAAAACUAAGGCAAGGUUCUACAUAAGUAAUGCUUUAUGAUAUUGUUAAAUGUGUUGUAUACUGUGUUGUAAAUAAAAUAUUGGUUUAUGAUUUUUGCAUUGC
Messenger RNA from Astyanax mexicanus (Mexican tetra), 1520 nucleotides. Its product is annotated as olfactory receptor 1496-like. The transcript has a single exon. Gene Ontology annotation, molecular function: olfactory receptor activity; G protein-coupled receptor activity. The coding region runs from base 74 to 1057 and encodes 327 amino acids. Gene Ontology annotation, biological process: G protein-coupled receptor signaling pathway. Lineage: Eukaryota; Metazoa; Chordata; Actinopteri; Characiformes; Acestrorhamphidae. The record is from RefSeq and is a predicted model, not a curated record. Gene Ontology annotation, cellular component: membrane.